Molecule: messenger RNA, 2784 nt
Organism: Erigeron canadensis
Lineage: Eukaryota; Viridiplantae; Streptophyta; Magnoliopsida; Asterales; Asteraceae
Product: 1,4-alpha-glucan-branching enzyme 1, chloroplastic/amyloplastic-like
Exons: 14
Coding region: 51-2558 (835 amino acids)
Biological process (GO): glycogen biosynthetic process
Cellular component (GO): cytoplasm
Molecular function (GO): cation binding; hydrolase activity, hydrolyzing O-glycosyl compounds; 1,4-alpha-glucan branching enzyme activity
Source: RefSeq, a predicted model, not a curated record
CAAUAAGUGUGUACGUGUGUGUGUGUGUGUGUGUGUGUGUGUGUUCAGAGAUGUAUAAUUUUAUACUUUCCAACUGUAAUGUUGUGUUUUUACAACAAUUUUCAAGUAAAGAUUCAUCACUGCAAGCUGCAGGAAAUAAUUUGUUUAUCAUUCCACAGCAGCUUGCAAAACGUAACGUGGGACCUGCAAACCGGCUCAGUGCUAGAUCGAUUCACAGACGCAGAUUGUUACCAACUCAAAUGACGGCGAAGCAUGAUUCAGCUGUUCUAACUGAUGAUCUCUCAGCAAUGACGAACAUUAAAGCAGAUAUGAAGAGUUUAAGGAUCCUGGAGUUAGAUCCUGGCUUAGAACCAUACAAAGAUCACUUUGAAUAUAGAAUGAAGAGAUUCUCUGAACAGAAAAUGCUUAUUGAUCAGUAUGAAGGAAGUCUUGAAGAAUUUGCAAAAGGUUAUGUGAAAUUCGGGCUUAAUAAAGAAGAUUGGAACAUUGUUUAUCGUGAAUGGGCCCCAGCUGCUGAGGAAGCACAGCUGAUUGGGGAUUUUAAUGGGUGGGAUGGAUCAAAUCACAAGAUGGAAAGAAAUCAGUUUGGAGUAUGGACCAUCAAGAUUCCUGAUGUAGAUGGAAAUUCAGCCAUUCCUCAUAAUUCAAGGAUUAAGUUCAGAUUCAAGCACAAUAAUGGAGUUUGGGUUGAUCGGAUCCCUGCAUGGAUAAAGUAUGCCACUGUAGAUUCUACUAGAUUUGCUGCCCCGUACGAUGGAGUUUACUGGGAUCCGCCUGCGUCAGAAAGAUAUAAAUUCAUCUAUCCCCGCCCACCAAAACCGAAGGCACCUAGGAUAUAUGAGGCUCAUGUUGGGAUGAGUAGUUCUGAACCCCGGGUGAAUUCGUACCGAGAGUUUGCAGAUAAUGUUUUGCCUCGUAUUCGGGCCAACAACUAUAACACAGUCCAAUUGAUGGCCAUCAUGGAGCAUUCCUAUUAUGGAUCAUUUGGCUAUCAUGUUACAAACUUUUUUGCCGUAAGUAGCAGAUCAGGAACACCCGAAGACCUCAAAUAUCUAAUAGAUAAAGCACACAGUUUAGGCUUACGGGUUUUAAUGGAUGUUGUUCACAGCCAUGUAAGUAACAAUAUCACAGACGGGCUCAAUGGUUAUGAUGUGGGCCAAGCCACUCAGGAUUCCUACUUCCAUACCGGGGAACGAGGAUAUCAUACCCAAUGGGACAGUAGGCUUUUUAAUUAUUCCAAUUGGGAGGUUCUUCGUUUCCUUUUGUCUAAUUUGAGGUGGUGGCUCGAUGAGUUCAAGUUUGACGGGUUUCGAUUCGAUGGAAUAACGUCCAUGUUAUAUCAUCAUCAUGGAAUCAACAUGGCAUUCACGGGGGAUUACAAUGAGUACUUUAGUGAAUCAACUGAUGUUGAUGCAGUUGUUUAUAUGAUGCUUGCAAAUUCUUUGAUUCAUUCAUUAUUGCCUGAUGCAACGGUGAUUGCCGAAGAUGUUUCGGGAAUGCCAGGCCUUGGCAGGCCCAUAGAUGAGGGUGGAAUUGGGUUUGACUUUAGGCUAGCUAUGGCAAUUCCUGAUAAAUGGAUUGACUAUCUAAAGAACAAGAAUGAUGACGAGUGGUCUAUGAAUGAUAUAUCAAGUAGUUUGACGAAUCGGAGAUAUACAGAGAAAUGUGUUGCUUAUGCCGAGAGUCAUGAUCAGUCGAUUGUAGGUGACAAAACAAUUGCAUUUUAUCUCAUGGACACUGAAAUGUAUUCUGGGAUGUCUUGUUUGACUGCGGCUUCACCAGUUAUUGAUCGUGGGAUUGCACUUCAUAAGAUGAUUCAUUUUAUAACGAUGGCAUUGGGAGGAGAAGGAUACCUUAAUUUUAUGGGAAAUGAGUUUGGUCAUCCUGAAUGGAUUGAUUUCCCGAGAGUUGGGAAUGAUUGGAGCUACGAUAUGUGUAGACGCCAGUGGGAACUUGUAGAUACAGAACACUUAAGAUACAAGUUCAUGAACGCUUUUGAUAGAGCAAUGAACUUGCUUGAUGUGAAGUUUUCGUUCCUCGCUUCAACCAAGCAGAUUGUGAGCAGCACAGACGAAGAUGACAAGGUUAUCGUGUUUGAAAGAGGAGACCUAGUGUUUGUCUUCAAUUUCCAUCCUGAUAAUACGUAUGAUGGGUACAAAGUUGGAUGCGAUCUGCCUGGGAAAUAUAGAGUUGCUCUGGACACUGAUGCUUGGGAAUUUGGUGGACAUGGAAGAGUUGGUCAUGAGGUUGAUCAUUUCACUUCACCUGAAGGAAUACCCGGAGUCCCGGAAACAAAUUUCAACAACCGUCCUAACUCGUUUAAAGUUCUUUCACCACCAAGGACUUGUGUGGUUUAUUAUCGGGUUGAAGAAGACAUUGUUGAAGAAACCAAAAAUGACCUCUCACUUGUUGAAGAUGGAGACUUUGAUGAUGAUGUUGAGAAAAUUCAAGUAACAGUUCCUGUUUUCAAAAGCAAAGCUCAAACUUCAGACAUAUCGAAGCAAGUGAUGGAAGACGAUGAAGAUGACAAUGACAAUGACAAUGAAACGCUUAUAUGAAUAUCGCUGUGCCGUUCCUGAAAAGAAUUGUUGCUUUAAAGGAGAAAGGGUACUAGGAACAUUUCGAACCAUGAGUCCCACCUGGUUUACAUUGUUGCUACAGACAUAACUUCAGUUUAAUGUAAUACAAGUAAUAUAUGUUUAGAUGUUAGAAUCUAGAUCGUAUCUACAAGAAAACUUACUGCUUUCUCGCCGGUAUAUUUACAUUAAUUUCUUUUUUUUUUAA